This is a messenger RNA of Endocarpon pusillum Z07020, 3732 nucleotides long. RefSeq lists its product as uncharacterized. Bases 1 to 3732 code for a protein of 1243 amino acids. The record is from RefSeq and is a predicted model, not a curated record. NCBI's taxonomy places the organism in Eukaryota, Fungi, Ascomycota, Eurotiomycetes, Verrucariales, Verrucariaceae. Gene Ontology annotation, cellular component: cytoplasm. Gene Ontology annotation, biological process: tRNA methylation. The transcript is spliced from 2 exons. Gene Ontology annotation, molecular function: protein binding.
AUGUGUGAGAGAACAUGGGCGUGUCUUCCAAUCACGGCACUAGCAUACGUUUCCCAGCCACAUCAAGACCUCCUCUUGUCAGGUCAGGGAUCCACCAUCAAGGUUGAAUCCGUCACGCGAAAAGAUCUCUUAGCACGAGAGCAGGUAUUCGACUUCCAGAGCAUUCAUGGCAUCACGGCUCACGAUGAUGGGGAGAGUCAAAGCAAGAUCACGUCCGUUUUUCUUCUGAUAUGGGGAGGACGCCGCCUGGCUCUCGGCAGGAUUGAUCUCACAUCCACUGGGUUAGAGGAACGAUUUGACAGUCCGCCAUUAAAAAUUGGGCACGAAGUCGAAGCCGCUGACUGGAUCCUAGAUGCCAGUUUUGCUAAUUUUACAACAACCUCGCCAUUUAUCGCGUACUUGGUCACUGCGCAUAACGAUGUCUGUGCCUUGACUUUGGAUUCUCCGUCUGAUCUUAGUGUCAAGGUCUGUCAAGUGGCAAGUGGCCUCAGUUCCAUAUUAUACUCUGCUCACAUCAAGCCAACCUCCAGCACUACCAUCCUCGUGGCUGCUGGUACAGUCUUUGGUCAAGUCAUUGUCUGGUCAUGCUACCACCCCUUUGUUGGCAUAUCUGUGGCUGAGACGGGAUGGCAAAGCCAUACUUCUAACAUAUUCCACGGUCAUGAUGGCUCCAUUUUUGGUGUGUCUCUUUCCAACGGUGUGGAUGUGUUAGGGGAUUGCUACCCUAGAAGAUUUCUCGCAAGCUGUAGCGACGACAGAACCAUUCGUAUCUGGGAUGUAGGUAAUUGCGAUUGUGCCGCUGAAUCUAGUCCGGAUGCACAAGGCCAGAAGCACAAGGAUAUACUACAGAUAGGGUUGGGAAGCACUGAAAAUGCUAGCCUUGCUACUACUUGGGGCCACGCAUCAAGAAUCUGGGGGUUGGAAUUCAUCCCUAUGAAUAAUUCAUCUUCAGUCAGCAAAUUGCGACUCAUCUCAAGAGGCGAGGACGCAACAUGUCAAGUGUGGGACAUAUCCCAUGAGGCGCAUACUGCUCUUGCUGAGAGGGCCGACCUUCGAGGACAGCCAUUCCGACUCAGCCACACCAGCACUGAUCAUUAUCAUUCUGGAAAGCACAUCUGGUCUCAUACACACCACUUUAGGGAUGUUCGCUCAGCCAUCUUCACGGGUGGAGGCGAUGGAAGAAUCAUAGCCCGUAUGAUCCCCACCCUAGGAGCGAGUUCUCCAUAUUUCAGCAUAACGACUCCAUUCUGCAGUCUCUUCGAGACCAUCGAGCCCAAAAACGGCGGAAGUAAUUCUCACGGGAUUCAUGAUUCAGUCAAGCAAUACGUCUUCGCCUCAGACACUGUCAUUCUCGCCACAACAAACGGUGACCAUGUGAUGAGAGGUGUUAUAGAAGUAGGUGAGCACAGCUUCGAUCAAUAUCUGAGUAUUAGUUGGACAUGUCUUUGCAAUGCUACAGAAUUCGGAACAGUUGACCUGAUGACCGGCGACGCGCUGGGGAAUGUUGUCUACCUUGGUGGCGCGACCGGUAAGAUCUGGAUAUACCAGCAUGGAUUGCAUUCAAUCCAGUUCUUGACUACCACUGAUUGGAAAAUCUCAAAUAUCUUUGCGGGUGUAUGCACAAUUGGUGAUGAUGGCAUUGUUGUUCGGCAUCUCUUUGUUUGCUCGACGAUCCCAAUGUGUGCGAAAGUGUUGCAAAUCACCCAAUCAAGUGGUGGACUCGUAAGUAUAGGAGUUUCUCGAACUGUCGAUAUCAGCCUACCUCCAACAUUUCAGCCAACAGCCUUUCUGGACGGAUCAGCUGGCAGCAUUCUUGUGCUGGGUUCUCGUUCGGGAGCGUUCGCCGUCUACCAUGAUGUCUUCCGUGCAAGUGGAACGGGCGAGCAGAUUGCUCCGAAUGUCUGUAUCCGCCAUGUUCAUGGCUCGGACAGCGUAACUUCUCUACAAUACCUUCCGGCCAUAACCCCUAGCAAACACAAAAAUUCACAAUUUGACGUCCUGUCCACGGGCAGAGACGGAGCCUAUGCCAUUCAUAGAGUCACAUUAGAGAAUACUGGUGAGUGCACCACACAUAUUAAUCUUACCACCCUUCACAGAUCUUGUCCGCCAUUUGGUCCAAAUAUCGAAGGAGCCAGUAUCAUGGCAAGCUCAGGUGGCACGGAGCUAUCCCUUCACGGUUUCUCUGGGAAGAAUUUUGUGGUUUGGAAUGAAUCAACAGAUAGCGAGAUGAUGAGCAUUCCAUGCGGAGGGGCACAUCGAAGAUGGGCAUACCACAUGAGCGGAACUAGUGAGCAGCUGAGGACUACAAGUCAAAGCAGGUGCUUCGCGUGGACGAAAGCCGGAGUGUUCAAUUUGGUCAAAGCCAGCUCGCCUGCUCAUGAGGUUUUUCAACCCGGUGGCCAUGGCCGGGAAAUCAAGGCGAUGGCUUUGUGUAAGAGGCGUCUGAACGAAGGUUGGUCUGGGGCUUCUACCGGGCGCCUGAUCGCAACUGGAGCAGAGGAUACCGCAAUUCGUCUUUGGUCAAUUACAAAUACUGGGAAGCAUGGUCACACUGGGGUUCAAGGCACAGAUUCUCGAGACGCCAUUUCUUGCACCCAGAUCUUGAAGAAGCAUACCACUGGCAUUCAGCAUCUGUCCUUCUGCAAAGACUUUCUGUUUAGCAGUGCCGGUUGUGAAGAGCUCUACAUCUGGAAGAUCAAUUUUGGUGUUAGCCUAGUAGGCAUUGGGACCGUCUUUCAAGCUGCACUCCCAAAGCAUGCACCAGCUUCGGACCUCAGAAUAACCAACUUUGAGGUCGUUUUCGUUUCUGGACGCUAUAAAGAUGACUCGAGCUGCGGCAUUGGCUACUUUCUCAUUCAUGUAGCAUACUCCAACUCCAUGAUCAGGGUCUUCAAGUACACUAACGACCAGACCUCGUCCCCCGAAAACCGCUUUCAGCUGCUUGGCCAAGGCUUCUACAAUACGACCUGUCUCACUAGUAUAUCUGGACUUAUAGGAUGCUUACCCUGGUUCUUAGCAGCAAGUACGAAUGGGGCAGUCACCAUCUGGCCAGAUCUUGACCAUCGCAGGAAGACCCAGGAUAGCCCUUCCCUUCUAUCUCGGACAACAGAGCACUUUAUUCACCAGAAUGCAAUCCUUGCGCUUCACACUGUCAGCGUUGCACCGAAUCACCACCUAUUGCUCACAGGUGGCGAUGACAAUGCUUUUGGAAUAACUCUGAUCCGUGAAGGCGCUCUUGGAUCGGUGUUGCACAGCAACUCGAAUGAUGACAACAACACAUCACCACUGCCAAGAUUUCGCACGCUCCUCAUCCCAAAGGCUCACGUUGCAGCCAUAACCGCUCUCGAGAUCCUUGAUUCCAGGAGGCAAGCCGGUCUGCUAGUCCUUACGGUGAUCAGCACAGGCAACGACCAGCGGGUCAAGAUCUGGCGUAUCACUGUGGAUGUUGACCAGCUCCCCCGUGCUGACCACAGCACAAGCAUGGGCGCAGAUCUAUUCGGACCAGAAGUUCUUGAGGCAAUCGAUGUUCAGCUGGUCCGGGAGGUGUGGACAGAUGUCGCAGAUGCGAGCAGCGUGGUCGUCAUACCUGACGCAGACGCCACAGUAGAUAGAACGGGAAAUUUAGACUUGGCGGAAGUUGAGUACAGCAGAUGGAGCAAGCGCCUGUUGAUUGCCGGGAUUGGUAUGGAGAUGAUCAGGAUAGAUCUUGUAGACGAAGGUGAGGAAGCUUGA